UGGAAAAGAUCCCCUGUACGAUGUUGAAUGGAAGUUGUGACAAUGGACACCUUGAAAAUGACACCUUUUCAAGGACAAAGCAAGAGGAUGACACCCUGCCCUGUGCUCUGGGGGUUUCCCCUGCCAGUCCCAGUAACAGAGCUACAUGACCCUGCUUCCAUUGGUUCCAGGACACUGUCCUCUCCUGUGUGAUGGCAUGCUCACGGACCUGCUCCCGCAUUCUGGGGCUGAGCCUCGGGACUACAGCCCUGUUUGCUGCUGUGGCCAACACACUGCUCCUGUUUCCUAACUGGGAUGUGACCUACCUCUUGAGGGGCCUCAUUGGCAGGCAUGCCAUGCUGGGCUCUGGGCUUUGGGGAGGAGGCCUCAUGGUUCUCACUGCAGCUACCCUGAUCUCCCUGAUGGGCUGGAGAUAUGGCUGCUUCAGUAAGAUCGGGCCCUGCCGAAGGAUGCUUACUGCUCUGUUGUCAAGUGGCCUGGCUUUGCUUGGAGCCUUGAUUUGCUUUAUCACUUCUGGAGUAGCCCUGAAAGAUGGUCCUUUUUGCAUGUUCGAUGUCUCACCCUUCAAUCAGACACAGGCUUGGAAACAUGGUUACCCAUUCAAAGACCUACAUAACAGGAAUUAUUUGUACGACCAUUCACUCUGGAACUCUGUCUGCCUGGAGCCUUCUAAAGCUGUCGUUUGGCACGUGUGCUUCUUCUCCACCCUUCUGUGCAUCAGCCUCCUCCAGAUUCUCCUGGUGGUCAUUCAUUUCAUCAACAGCUUCCUGGGCCUUUUCUGCAGCCUCUGUGAGAAGUGACAGGUAAUGCCCUCUCAUACAUGAGUGUUUUCAUCAUGUGCUGCCUCGAACCUUUCCUGGAAGAGAGGGUACGAAUUACAAACAAAUUUCCCUUUAGGAAGUCAUGUGGUAAUAAUAACAGAUUCCUUGCGUAUAUAUUGAAUGAUACAAUGCAUUUUAAAUCAAUUACUGCAAGAUGAUAUAUUAAUAGAAGAAAUAGUUAAAUCAUUAUUAUUGUGUAGGAACUUAUAGUCCAUGAAAUGUCCUCCAGCCAUGAUCUCAUUUCAGCUUCUCAACAGCCCCAUAAAACUGGCCACAUGUUAGAAAUGAAGUUGAGGCUCCUAGAGGAUAAUGGACGUGCCGCCCAAAAGCACUUAAUUAAGUUCAGGAAAAGUCAGUACUGGAGCCCCUAUCUUCCAAAUUCAAGUUCACCAGCUUAUUAAUAAGGCUGAAUUUUGUGGCUCCCAAAUUCAUAAGUUGAAGCUAUAGCAUUCAAUGUGACUUUGGAGAUAGGACCUUUAAGAAGCUAACUAAGGCUGAAUGAGUGAAAGAUGCUCAGUUAUGUCUGACUCUCUGUGACCCCAUGGACUGUAGCC
This is a messenger RNA of Capra hircus (goat), 1375 nucleotides long. It is a transcript of the gene TM4SF19, whose product is annotated as transmembrane 4 L six family member 19. NCBI's taxonomy places the organism in Eukaryota, Metazoa, Chordata, Mammalia, Artiodactyla, Bovidae. The record is from RefSeq and is a predicted model, not a curated record. Gene Ontology annotation, cellular component: membrane. The coding region runs from base 192 to 800 and encodes 202 amino acids. The transcript is spliced from 4 exons.